This is a messenger RNA of Stegodyphus dumicola, 618 nucleotides long. Its product is annotated as protein Wnt-7b-like. The record is from RefSeq and is a predicted model, not a curated record. Gene Ontology annotation, cellular component: extracellular region. Gene Ontology annotation, biological process: positive regulation of JNK cascade; canonical Wnt signaling pathway; cell fate commitment. Lineage: Eukaryota; Metazoa; Arthropoda; Arachnida; Araneae; Eresidae. Gene Ontology annotation, molecular function: cytokine activity; frizzled binding.
UUGAUGUCUACUGUAGUAGCUUUAACAGCCAGCAUGAUUUGUGAAAAGAUUCCCAGCCUCGUGCUUGCUCAAGAGAGGAUGUGCAGAGAGAGGCCACACUUGAUAGUGGCUAUUGGUGACGGCUUAAAGAUGGGCAAACUAGAGUGCCAGAAACAGUUCCGCUACAGGAGGUGGAACUGCACAGCCUUGGGAAGUGAAGACGUUUUUACCCCCGUUUUGGUAGUCGGCAGCCGGGAGGCAGCGUACGCUUACGCCGCGGUGUCUGCAGGAGUGACCUACGCUAUUACACAAAGUUGUAGCCGAGGGAAGCUACGGAACUGUGGUUGCGACACGAGUCGAGAUGGCAUGCUGGAUGCCGAAGGUGGCUGGAAGUGGGGCGGAUGCAGUGCGGACAUAAGAUAUGGCAUACGCAUGAGCAGACAGUUCCUGGAUGUGCGGGAAAUUGAAGGCGAUGAGCGUUCGCUCAUGAACCUGCACAAUAACAGGGCUGGAAGGAAGAUGUGUGUGAAUUUAGAUCAAUUAGUUGCUUUAACUAAUUCAAAAAUGAAGCAGUGUUUGAUAUACGGAUUAGUAAAGCAAUCCAAAUUGCAAUCUCAUGACAACAAGGUUUAUGUUUAA